UCAGGCCUCCGCCCAGUCUAUAAAAGGCACGAUGAAGAUGCCUCCCAUUUUAGUUCGUCUUGAAGUUUGAGGUGACUUGAUCAGGAUCUUCUUGGGCUCGACAGAACCUUCGAGCAGCUAGAAACCUGACUCAAACGGUGUAUUAUCAAAGUCUAAAGUGAACCCCUUUUCCAACUGAUCAUGUUUCUCUCGCACAAACUCUUCUGUCUGUUGGCGUUGUUGUUUCAUUUUGGCCAUAUCCAAUCCUCUCCAAUUGCCAAGCCUUAUGCAUCUAAUUUUGGUUACACCUUUGAUCCUGUUUCUUCUUCCUUCUCCGCCCCUGCCGUGACUGCCAGCCAGUUCCACGCUCAAGAUGAGUUUGGACAGUUCAAUUACGGUUACUCGAACCCUUUGGGGUCCAAAGUCGAAUCCAAAACUGCCGAUGGGGUGGUGCGAGGGGCUUACUCGUACAUUGAUGCCAAUGGGGAACUUCAAACAGUCCAAUACAUUUCUGAUGUCUUGGGAUUUCGGGCCUCUGGUACGAACAUCCCCGUGGGCCCUGAGGUGUCUGUCGCCCCAGUUCCACAAGCUCAAUCCAUCGGGUACACUCAACAAACAGUUCAGGCAGUUCCAAUCCAAGACUUGUUGAACGAGCGCCAAUCCCAGGCUUCAGCCUCAGCUUCAGUCAUGACCCCAUCAGUGGCCUACAGCUACUUGCCCUAUGCCACUAACUUCGGAUACGAAGCUCAACCUUACCCGCAACAAGCGGAACAGCCGCAACAAGCGGAACAGCCGCACCAACCCGACCAUCUUCCCCUUACAUCUGCUGAUCAGACCGUGAUUGUCCCGGCGGAAGUCCCAUAUGUGACCCAGUCCAGAUUCCACGCUCAAGAUGAGUUCGGUCGGUAUCACUUUGGCUAUUCGGACCCCAAUAGUGCUCGAUCUGAGAUCAAAAGCGUGGACGGAACGGUGACGGGCGUGUACAAUUACGUAGAUGACAGCGGCGAGGUUCAAACGGUCCAUUACAGCGCUGGCAAAGAUGGAUUCCAGGCCGUGGGAACCAAUAUUCCUCAAUCUCCACAAGUUGUGGUGGACACCCCCGAAGUGGCAGCGGCGAAAUUGGAACAUGCCAGACUUGUCAAUGAAAUUAGGGCCCGAGAUGAGGAGGGCUUGAGGAUUGAUGAGGCCAAUGCCCAAUUUCGACAAAGUGCUGCUGAGCCAUCACUUCCUAUUCAACCCAUUCUCGUGGAGGAUCCCGUUUUAGCUGCCUUGCCUGAGGUCGAGGCUCCCCUCAUAGAGUUGUCUGCUGCCAACAAUGUUCUGGCUUCUUCCACUCCGGUUGCCUCGGUUGCCUCGGUUGGCCCGGUGGCCUCUGCUGCUAAUGUUGUCGUUCCCGCCGUCGAGGCAGGAGGCUCGGGGGAUCCAAUUAUUGACGAACUUGUUGCCUCCUCAGUCUCAAGUCAAUUCCAUGCCCAAGAUGAGCAAGGCCAAUACAGCUACGGUUACGCCAAUAAAGACUCGUCAAAGGUUGAGCAAAAAACUGCGGACGGCGUGGUGAGAGGCGCUUACAAGUACAUCGAUGCCCACGGCGAGCUCCAAAGCGUGCAAUACAUCUCGGAUGCUUUCGGCUUUCGCGUAGCGGGAACCAACAUUCCGGUUUCCACUGACGGAGAGAUCAAUCCCGCUCAAGUGGCUGUGCCAAAAGCUUUGUCGCAAGGCACAUCGAUCAUAACCCCUCAAAUUUCCUACUCGUAUCUCCCCUAUGCCGUCAACUAUGAAUAUCUCCUACCGAGCGGUGCUUCCAGCCUUGAAGGUGAUGUUUUUUAUGCUGAUGAUGAAGUUGCAGAUCCAGUGGUGAUUCCCUCCGCUCCUCAGCCUCAAAUUGCGCCCUCCGUCUCAUCGAGCCAAUAUCAUGCUCAAGACGAGGCUGGAGGCUACAAUUACGGUUACUCGAACGGGCAAUCUUCCAAACAGGAAGCCAGGGGCCCUGAUGGCGUUGUUCGUGGUGCUUAUUCUUACAUUGAUGCCAAUGGCAAGCUUCAAAGGGUCCAAUACAUUUCAGACGCUUUGGGAUUCAGAGCGGCGGGAACCAAUUUCCCCCAAACAGAUGGCGAGUCGCCCAUGAUGGGGGCCAAGGUCAAAUACUCGUACCUGCCAUAUGCUGUAAACCAUGCCUACUAUUUUUAGAAUGUUUUUUUUCCAACCUUUUCAUCUUUCCCCGUUUUGUACGUUUGACUCGAUCUCUUUGAAUGUGUUCACCAAGGCUGAUAAUGGUUGCAUUUUGUAGUGCUUGCUCUCUUCAAUCUUCUGAGAUCGUGAGAAAUAAAGCUUGUCUUUGAACCUAA
This is a messenger RNA of Tigriopus californicus, 2324 nucleotides long. RefSeq lists its product as uncharacterized. Lineage: Eukaryota; Metazoa; Arthropoda; Copepoda; Harpacticoida; Harpacticidae. Bases 181 to 2166 code for a protein of 661 amino acids. Gene Ontology annotation, cellular component: chitin-based extracellular matrix. The transcript is spliced from 2 exons. Gene Ontology annotation, molecular function: structural constituent of chitin-based larval cuticle. The record is from RefSeq and is a predicted model, not a curated record.